Messenger RNA from Schistosoma spindalis, 2088 nucleotides. The record is from the annotation of a GenBank genome assembly. Lineage: Eukaryota; Metazoa; Platyhelminthes; Trematoda; Strigeidida; Schistosomatidae.
CGACAAGCGGGAUUUUUGGUAUUGAGAGUUGAGGGCGCUUAUUGUGAUCCUGAUGAGCCGUCCUGAUCCGGGUUAUGGGCCUUGUUCUAGCGCUACAGCAUAGCUAUUCAAACCAAAAGGAUGGGGUUUGUCUUGAGACUCCUCAGCUCUCGUCGGAAUUUGUCGACUUACAUCACUUACCAGCUGAGCUUGCUCUCAAUAUAUUGUCGAGGCUCAAUGCCACUGACUUGUACCUAGCAUCUUGUGUUUGGUAUGAUCUUGCUUACGAUGAGGUGUUGUGGAAGAGUUUGUGCAAAGCUUCGUGGCCAUUUUGCUCGGCGUACAAGAAUGGUGUACUUCAAUCUGAGCCGUCAUUUCGUCGACUGUACCUUAAGCUGGAUGAAGCGCGUUUGACGUUCAAUGCAGACGCCUUUGAAGGUAUGGGGUACAUCUUCAGACAUCGUCUUGUUGACGAUAAUACCGAUGAUCUUGUUAACUUUUUCCACAAUUCUUCCGGAUUAGAUCCAUUCCAGAAGCGUCGAUAUUUGGAAACGAGGCCCCAGGUUCUACGCGGACUAGUGAAUUUAAAAGAUUUCCGGAACUAUUCAUUACCAAAUGCGUUAAGAGGUCUUUUUACUGAACUGCCAGUCCCAUCAUCAGAACCUAGCGCGUCAGCUUUCAUCCACCUGUUGGUCAGUCUGUUUUCCGAAAGAUUUACUCAAUGCAAUCCAGAUCUUGGGAUCACACGUGAUGAGAUCUAUUUACUGUGUUUUUCAAUGAUCAUGUUAUCCGUCGAUCUCUGGAGCCCAUCCAUCAAAAAUAAAAUGUCUAAACGUGAAUUUAUUCGCAAUACAAGACAAGUGGCAACCACAACAUCGGAUGAGUUUUUGGGAAACUUAUAUGAUAAUGUGUAUAUUGUUGGGCAUGUCGUACUGAUCGAUUGUUCUGGACCUCCGUUCCGUCAUUCUGAGGUUAAAGCAAUCCUUGUGAAAAAUCAACCUCUGCCAUUACCAGCUUUUUAAAUAAGUUAACCAGUAGUUAUUUCAUCCACUGUGAUUUAUUUUCAUUAUUUCAUGCUAUUUUUUGUACUUUAAAUCGUAACGUUAAACAUUCACGCAAUGAUUCAGUUCAAAUUAGUUGGUGUUGUGUAUUAUUUUGAAUUAUCAGUUAGUUAUUUGUUGGUUAAAUAACAAGUAACUAGUUUCGUAUCAAGGCUAUUACAGCUAAUAGCCGUCAACUUUUUUCAUAGUUAUUUGUAAACCAAAUAAAACAGACAAUUAACUAGUCAUAUACACUGUAAUUUACAUAGAAGAUAACUUCACGUAAGAGGAGUAAAAAGGCAUUGUUAAUUGAGUGAUAUAUUAUAUACGUUUUCAUGGAUUUACUUAAUCUUAGUAAACAAUUUUAUUUCAAAGUAAUACAAAUCAACAUUUUCCCUAUCAUUCUAUGAAAAGUCGAAUCUUGUUUCUUUACAUUAUUUUUGGAAUAUAUAUAUUCUAUCUAUGCGAUAUUUCGUUUUUAAAUUUUCUAAUAACUUAAUUUAUGUACACCUUUCCAAGAUAUAUUCAAUCGACCACUACUACAUUAGUAAACUUACUAAAUAUUCUAAUGUACCAGUAGUUCAUGUAAAUGAUGGUAAGACCUAUAACUUACCUAGUUACUUUAUUACCAUGUAGUGUCUUCAAUGCCAAAGUUGGAUCUUGAUUAACUCUUUUAUGAUCUGAAUAUUCAAAAUUUAUGUUAACAGAAAUUACUUCAAUUUGUGUCUAAGAACAAUGUCUUGAAGUAAACUGGUGUCCUUGUAAUUGCAAUUAAAGCAACCCAUCAUCUGUCUUUAAGUAGCUCUGUGAAAUUAGUAGUCAUUUUCAUCGUAUCACUAGUGAAGUUAUUUGUCUUUUGUAGUGUAUAUAUCAAUAACAAGGUUGGAUUUGUUAUUUUCAAGUAAAUUGGGCAUAAGGUAUAUAGUAUUCUUUUUACAAAAGACUGAGCAAUGGCUGUUAACACGGUUUAAUUACUAAGUACAAGUUAUCGUACUAGGAUUUGAAUCAUACUUAUUAUGAGAGUCACUGAUAUUGAGCGACUUCCAACCGAAGUCAGUUGAACAUAAGC